Priapulus caudatus is the source of this 2539-nucleotide messenger RNA. RefSeq names its product putative RNA-binding protein EEED8.10. Gene Ontology annotation, biological process: SCF-dependent proteasomal ubiquitin-dependent protein catabolic process. The record is from RefSeq and is a predicted model, not a curated record. Gene Ontology annotation, molecular function: protein binding; RNA binding. The transcript has 13 exons. Gene Ontology annotation, cellular component: SCF ubiquitin ligase complex. Lineage: Eukaryota; Metazoa; Priapulida; Priapulimorpha; Priapulimorphida; Priapulidae. The coding region runs from base 109 to 2247 and encodes 712 amino acids.
UUCUGAUGAUGUACUUGAACUGCUUCACUGUCUUCAGAACAGUAGUGUAGUUGUUUCUUAGGUUUAGCUUUGCAUCGCUUCGAACGUGGAUGUAUAUCACUUUAGUAAAUGGGGCAGUUGUUUUCGCUACCUAGUGCUCCUUCCGCGAGUGGUGCUGAAAGUAUACGCAAUUACGGUGAUUGCAGGGAGGAUGCAGCUCGGGAAAGUACAGAGCAGCAAAGUACCGCCAACACCUCGCAAUGUCCCUCCAGCAGGCCGACGGUCGAUGGCGCUGGGUCCGUCACAGCGAUGACACAUGUCAACGGAGAACCCGCCAGGGAGGAGAGAGCUGUUCAAGUGAAUCGCCUUUACCUUGGCAACAUCUCCUGGAAGACGUCACGCCGUCAGCUGUUAGAGCUCCUAGCGAAGUUCGGCAAGGUGCGGGAGGUCGUCGUUCCGCACAGCCAGAAGCGUAGCCGACCACGAGGGUUUGCAUUUGUGGAGUUCCGGGAGGCGCGCAGUGCCGAGGCCAUGUUGAGUCUUACGGAGGAAUCUCUCUCCAUUCAUGGCCGCUGUCUCAUUAUCAAGCCGGCAUUUGCGUCGAAAUUGCACAUGCAGCGAAACCUCGAAAAACACCAACGUGAAGCCUUGUCGUCAAUAUGCCGGGAAAUGCCGGCGCCCCCUGCCAGCGAAUCUGAUGAGGCAUCUGGACAGAAACUGCUGUGUUGUGUAAACAGCCUACCGGAUGACGUCUUUCUGCUGAUAUUUCAGAAGCUCGGCAUUAAGGACCGCGUGAGUAUGGAAAGGGUGUGCAAACACUGGUACCGGCUCUCCCGCGCCAGCUGGCAGUAUUUGAAGGAACUGGACUUUACAGGCUUGUUCAGUCUCGCAUCUGAACAUUAUCUCACGGACAACCUGUUGAGAGCUCUGCUGCGACGUGGUUGCCACAGUCUCGUGAAGCUUGACCUGUCGUCUGUCGUGCACGGGCUCAGUGCGAGCGCGCUGUCGUCUGUGGCCGCCAGCUGCCCCGGCCUGCAGCAGAUUAACCUGAAUAAGAUGAAUCUGUGCUCGUACGCACUGCAAGCGCUCGGCGAAGGCUGUCCCCAGCUGCGGGUUCUGCACAUGGCUACAUGUGACGUUGGAAACAAAGCUAUUUGGAGCAUCUUAAAGCACUGCAAGAAACUCGAACACCUCGAUGUGUCGGCUAACGCGAGGAUAUCGGGCAAGUGUUUCUACCAGUUGGGGCCUCGGCUGCAGUGUGCCAUACUCGACGAGUGUUGCCGAAUCGACGAGAAAGCUCUCUCGCUCAUUGCUGACCGCUGUCCAGACCUCCAGGAGCUGUCGCUGGCCCGCUGCAGACGCGUCGCCGAUGGCGCUGUCGGCGUUGUGGCCACCAGGUUGCGCCACCUACGGGUUCUCUCACUGGCCGGGAAUAAAGCCACGACGGAGACGGGCCUCUCUCGUGUGUCGCAGCUGGUGCAGCUUCGCCAUCUAGAUCUGUCGGAAAAUGCCGGUACUACGGACCGCGUGCUGCGUGAUGUGGCGAGUGGCUGCAAGCAUCUGCAGCACCUGAACGUGUCGUCAUGUUCGAACGGCGUCGGGGACGAUGGCAUACGCUCGCUCGCCAAGCUGCCGUGUCUCACGAGCCUCCUCGCCAACUACCUCGGCAACGUCACCGACGACAGCAUCCGACAGCUCGCCUACAGGGGGCGCCUUGAAGUCCUGGAAGUAAAGGCGUGUAUACGCCUCACUGACGAAGGUGUUAUCUCUAUCGGCCUGCACUGUCCACGUCUCAGGCAUCUGGAUGUCUGUGGUAACGAGGCCAUGACCUUUGAACUCGUGCGUACCUUGUUUCGAGCCUGCGAGGAACGUCAGAACGACGUCACGUUGCAGCUGCUUGCAGGCGAUACCAGCAUUGAAACCUUUAAGAACAUAGAGGGUUCCAAGCUGCAGGUGCUGCUUGUCAAUCGAUGCCGCUUCAACAUGAGGCCUGACCAGCACGAAUACUGUAACUUUAUCUAUGCUGAAGAUGACAGCUCAGAUGAUGAGUACAGGGAUAACGAUGACGUCGACGCAUUGCUGGACGAUUGCUAUGAUCUACAUUGCGGCGGUGAUGGCGACAUGUUCCAGAACGGCUUGCUGUACAGCACCGACGAUGAUGACAACGAUGACGCCAGGAGCGAACGAGAAGGAGAGAGUGAGCGAGCGAGAGAGGAAGAGAGCGAAAGACGGAGAGAUCUAGAUAGUGAUGUGGAGUGCUGGGAUUGACGACAAAAUCUGGGAAUGAUCGGCAGCUUUAGGAUUGAUCCCUGCUUCUAGCCUGGACUUCUGGACCCCAGUGUUCAAGGAUCAGAAUGGAGCAUUGUGCACGAUGUCAACACAGCUGUAACUAGACAGAGGGCACUCACGGAGAGUGCAUACCUCCGCCAGCGACAUCUGCUCGCUCGCUCGUAGCAGCCGCUCGUUGCUGCUGCUCGCUCACAUGUACACGCUCGCUGGCUUGCUGCGCUGGCUGGCUUGCUGACUCGACGCGCUAAUAUCGAUCGCGCGAACACACUAA